GAAGCGCGCGAGAGACGCCGCCGCCGCGCCCGCCGCGCCCGCCGCAGAAGCAUACCCCAUCCCGCUGGAUGCGUCGGCGCGCCUCGCCGACCUGGCCACGGCGCAGACGUCGCUCAAGCGCCUCUUCUUCACGUACCUCUCGCUCUCGAAGCCGCGCCUCUCCUUCCUCGUCGUCCUGACCGCCACCGCCACCUACAGCCUGUAUCCCGUGCCGCAGCUGCUCAGCACCGCCGCAACCGCCACGCCGAGCCUGUCGGCGCUCACGCUGCUCUUCCUGACCACGGGCACCGCGCUCUGCUCCGCCAGCGCCAAUGCCUUCAACAUGCUCAUGGAGCCCAAGUACGACGCCCAGAUGAGCCGCACCCGCAACCGCCCGCUCGUGCGCAAGCUCGUCACCCCGCGCGCCGCCGCCGUCUUUGCCGUCGCCUGCGGCCUGCUCGGCUCCGCGGGCCUCUACUUCGGCGUCAACCCCACCACUGCCGGCCUCGGCGCCGCCAACAUUGUGCUCUACGCCGCCGUCUACACCCCGCUGAAGCGCCUCAGCGUCAUCAAUACCUGGAUCGGUGCCGUCGUCGGCGGCCUGCCGCCGCUGAUGGGCUGGACCGCCGCCGCGAGCCAGUAUGCCCACGACGGCACCUGGCAGGAGCUGCUGUUCGGCGAGGGCAGCGCCGGCGGCUGGCUAUGUGCCGCGCUGCUGUUCGCCUGGCAGUUCCCGCACUUCAAUGCCCUGUCGUGGAGCAUCCGCGAGGAGUACAAGAACGCCGGCUACCGCAUGCUGGCCUGGGUCCAUCCGGCCCGCAACGGCCGCGUCGCCCUGCGCUAUGCCCUGCUCAUGUUCCCCGUGUGCAUCGGGCUCAGCCUUGUCGGCGUGACCGACAUGAGCUACAUCGCCACCAGUAGCGUCGUCAACGGCUGGAUGGCCUGGAAGGCCUGGGCCUUCUGGAAGCACCAGGGCCACAAAGGGACCGCCCGCAGUCUGUUCUGGGCCAGUGUGUGGCACCUCCCCAUCGUCAUGGUGCUCGCCAUGGCGCAGAAGAAGGGGCUAGGCGAGCGCCUAUACAGGAGCGUUGUAGGCUAUGAGGACAUUGACGAGGACGAGCUGUACUACGAGGCAGGCGAGCUGGAGGAAGAGGAGGAAAAGUAUCAGCGCAGUCGGGUUGUGAGUUGAUGUGUUUCUUGUGUCGUGAUACCUUCCUGUACCAUAUCGCAUCAGCGUGUAUAACAUGUCCUUUGAGCAGAAGCAAAAUCGCAUUUUGCUUUUUGGGAAAUUGAUUCGAGUGCAUCGUAUCAUACACGCAUAUCUCGCGCCCUAGCAGCAGUGUCUCAACACGCCGCAACGCCGUCCCUGCUAUCGACCACCCGCAUCCACUCUUCCUUCCCCAUCUGUCCCUGCCAUCCUUUACGCAGCAUACUUUCGUAACUACACGUUCAUUAGCGCCACCCUCAGCACCCCCGCAACCCGGCGAACAACUUACAUCUAGACUCAAAUAGCGACUAC
Boeremia exigua is the source of this 1498-nucleotide messenger RNA. Its product is annotated as UbiA prenyltransferase family-domain-containing protein. NCBI's taxonomy places the organism in Eukaryota, Fungi, Ascomycota, Dothideomycetes, Pleosporales, Didymellaceae. Gene Ontology annotation, molecular function: protoheme IX farnesyltransferase activity. Gene Ontology annotation, biological process: heme biosynthetic process. The record is from RefSeq and is a predicted model, not a curated record. The annotation marks the transcript as partial. The transcript has a single exon. Gene Ontology annotation, cellular component: membrane; mitochondrion.